UCGCGCCCCCUGAAACCGCGCUCGACCAAAUUAAAACUCUCGGCAGCCGAAUUGAUCUCGAUGGCGGCAGCAGCAAAGUCGUCGUUUUUGCUGGACGUGAAGCCAUGGGGCGAUGAAACCGACAUGGGCAAGCUGGAGGAAGCCGUACGAAGCGUCAACAUGGAAGGCUUGACCUGGGGUGCCUCCAGGCUGGCCCCGGUCGAAUACGGGGUGAAGAAGCUGCAGAUAGUGGUGACCCUCGUCAACGACCUCGUCUCCGUCGACGGCCUCAUCGAGGACCACCUCUGUGUUGCGCCGAUGGACGAGUACGUCCAGAGCUGCGACGUGGGCAUCAACCAAAUCUACGUUGCAGGGAAUUUCUCGUCGCAUGCUGCUGCCGAUGGCGGAGAAGAUUAGUAAUAUGCCCUAGUUAGGUUUUCUUUAGGGGCCCUAGUUAGUUUUUUGAUUACCAGGUACUUAAGAGUCUUGAUUGACUCGUUGCAAUACAUUGGAAGCAGUCAUGAUUUUCAACAUUGGAAGCAGUCAUUGCUGGAGAAUGUAACUGAAGCAUGAUAGUAGCUCUGGUUUGCCCAU
This is a messenger RNA of Triticum aestivum (bread wheat), 573 nucleotides long. Its product is annotated as elongation factor 1-beta. The transcript is spliced from 3 exons. Gene Ontology annotation, molecular function: translation elongation factor activity; guanyl-nucleotide exchange factor activity. Bases 61 to 396 code for a protein of 111 amino acids. Gene Ontology annotation, biological process: translational elongation. Lineage: Eukaryota; Viridiplantae; Streptophyta; Magnoliopsida; Poales; Poaceae. Gene Ontology annotation, cellular component: cytosol; eukaryotic translation elongation factor 1 complex. The record is from RefSeq and is a predicted model, not a curated record.